This is a messenger RNA of Zophobas morio, 8383 nucleotides long. RefSeq names its product probable ubiquitin carboxyl-terminal hydrolase FAF-X (gene faf). Gene Ontology annotation, cellular component: nucleus; cytosol. The coding region runs from base 372 to 7802 and encodes 2476 amino acids. The transcript has 16 exons. Gene Ontology annotation, molecular function: cysteine-type deubiquitinase activity. NCBI's taxonomy places the organism in Eukaryota, Metazoa, Arthropoda, Insecta, Coleoptera, Tenebrionidae. Gene Ontology annotation, biological process: cell migration; protein deubiquitination. The record is from RefSeq and is a predicted model, not a curated record.
UUUGCAAAAUCACGACGUGCCUGCAAAAAAUAGUUCUGUACGUCAACAAUCAAGAUUUCCUCUCGUGUACGUUAUCGCAUUUUAAUAGUGCAUAAUUGUUUGGUGUGCACAACUUUAUUGUUAUUUUAACAAUUCGUUUCGAAAGUGAGGUAUAUUUUUAGAAUAAUUUUAAUCGUUAAUUUUGGGGCGCCAUUUUGUGUAUGCCGGUGGAUUUUCCCCGUAGUUGUCAAAAAUUUAAGUUAUAAAUAAUAUUUUCUGGCUUAAAGGUUUCCCAAUAGCCUUUGUAGCUGACUGUUCAUAAGUUUUCCGUGAUCUUUUGGUCACACAUAUACAGUUUUCUCGACAAUGUUCUUAUAGAAUUAAAAUAAAUAAUGACUAUUGCAACAAGAGGUCAGGGAGUAACCGGAGAAAAUUUGGAUGUACAAGGUCCUGUUGCUGGACCAUCAGAAGCCAGCACUGAUGAACUACCAGAUGAAAAUGCAGAACCUGAUUUUCCCCAUGAUAAAUUAGCAUCUUUAGAUGAAAAAAUAUCAAAUAUAAGAUGGGUAGUGCCAGUAUUACCUGAUCAGGAAUUAGAAUGUCUGCUGAAAGUUUCUAUUGAUUUAGCCAGAAAAAAUUUGGAUACAAGAUCAGAAGCUUGUCAGAGGUUCUUUCGUGAAGGGCUUACUACAUCAUUUACAAAAAUCCUCACAGAUGAUGCUGUGUCUAGUUGGAAAGCAAACAUCCAUGCAUGUAUUAACAAUAACUGUUUGAAGUUGGUAGAACUAUGUGUAGCAAAAUUGCCGCAUGAUUGGUUUCCACUGUUGGAUUUAUUGGCUAUGGUGUUAAACCCAAACAACAAAUUUCACACAUUUAAUUCUUCAAGGCAAAGUGAAACAGCAGGAACAGGUUCCAAUUUAUCCGAAGAAGAGUUAUUUGCUAGACCUUCAAAUGAUUUAAGAAAUCCACGGGGAUGGCUAGUUGAUCUCAUCAAUCGAUUUGGGGAAUUGGGGGGGUUCCAAUUAUUAUUAGAUAGGUUCCAAAGUGGUAAAAAUUUAAGUGUUUCUGUAGUAUUUGCACUCCUUCGACCAUUCGGACUUUGUUAUGAAUUUUUAACUCCUCAUACAAUCAACAAGUAUAUAUUACCCAUUUUAGAAAUGGUUCCUGGCAUAUUAGAAAAGUUAACAGAUGAUGAAUUAAAACGAGAAGCGAAAAAUGAAAGCAAAAGCGAUAUAGUUUCGGCUAUAAUAAAAUCGUCAAAAAAUUUGGCCUCUCGGGUUCCCAAUCAAGAAGAGUUAAUUCGGACUCUUGAAGGUUUUCGCCUCACAAUGAUUUUGAGACAGUUACAAAUUUCCAGUUUUAAUGGAAAGAUGAAUGCUUUAAAUGAGAUAAACAAAGUUAUUUCUAGUGUUAGUUAUUAUCCAAAUAGACACCAUGGAAUUGAAGAAGAGGAAUACUUAACCCCCGAAAGAAUGGCUAAAUGGAUAAAUGAAAACCGAGUUCUAGAAAUAGUUUUAAGAGAUUCGCUUCACCAACCUCAGUACGUGGAGAAAUUAGAAAAAAUAUUACGUUUCGUAAUUAAAGAAAGAGCGUUGAGUCUUAAAGACUUGGAUGCCGUUUGGGCAGCUCAGGCUGGAAAACAUGAAGCAAUAGUAAAAAAUGUUCACGAUCUAUUGGCAAAAUUGGCUUGGGAUUUCAGCGCAGAUCAACUUGACCACUUGUUUGAAUGCUUUCAGAACAGUUGGACAUCUGCCUCGAAGCGCCAGAGGGAGCGACUUUUGGAACUAAUUCGGCGACUAGCUGAAGAUGAUAAAGACGGCGUGAUGGCUCAUAAAGUAUUGACAUUGUUCUGGAAUCUGGCACAUGCUGAAGACGUUCCAACUGAAAUAAUGGAUCAGGCUCUGUCUGCGCAUGUUAAAAUAUUAGAUUAUAGUUGUUCUCAGGAAAGAGAUGCGCAGAAAACCGUGUGGCUAGAUAAGUGUGUUGAUGAAUUAAAGAAUGGUGAAAUGUGGGUGUUGCCUGCUUUGAAACAGAUCCGUGAAAUCUGUCUAUUAUAUGAACAAAAUACAAAUGGUGGUCACGGUCAAAGGACUCAUCAUAUGUAUUAUCGACAGGAAGUUAUUGAAAGAUUGCAAAGUCAACAUUCGCUCGUUAUUUUAGUUACAAAUAGUCUUACCAGUUAUAUGGAUCAUCUACGUAACCUUUAUAAGGAAGCACCUGAAUUAACUAGUGAGACUUAUAUUCCUGAUGGACGAUACUGCCACGCCCUGCAAGUUCAAGAAAGACUGAAUUUUCUCAGAUUUCUUCUAAAAGAUGGACAAUUAUGGCUGUGCAAAGAACAAGCAAAACAAAUUUGGCAAUGUCUCGCAGAAAGUGCAGUUUUUCAGUCCGAUCGAGAGGCUUGUUUUAAGUGGUUUUCGAAGUUGAUGGGGGAGGAACCCGACUUGGAUCCGGGUAUUAACAAAGAAUUUUUUGAGAAUAACAUACUUACGCUUGAUCCACUUUUACUUACCGAGAGUGGUAUAAAAUGUUUCGAACGUUUUUUCAAAGCUGUUAACACAAAGGCUGAGAAACUUAAAGUGAAACGGCGUUCUUUACUUACCGAAGACCCAGACCUCAUAGGUCUAGAUUACCUGUGGAAAGUUGUAACUUUGUGUCCGGACGACAUCGCUGAAAGGGCUAUCGAGUUAUUAAGAGAAGUUAGCACGAAUUUGGGUCCUAGAUUGCAGCAGUCGCAAAUGGAAUUCCAUGAAAAUUUUAUCACAGAAUGUCACGAUAGAUUACGUGCUCACUAUGAUACUGUCAUUGUCUUGCAACGGUCAGAAAAUGACAAAGAUUUUAAUAAGAAUCAAAUGCAAAAUAGAAUUCGAGCAGAGGCUGUGAAAAUGUGUAGAGUGAUGCGUGUUUUACACGAGUAUAUAAGUGAAUGUGAUAUUGCUUUUAUGGGAGAGCGGAAAAUAUUACCUUUGUAUAGAGCGUGUAGAGGCAAACAUUUGGCUUUCAUAGUCAGAUUUUCGAGUCCCAGUCGACAAGUGGAAGACAUGGAGCUGUUUACACAUUCUAACGACACUUUGGCGUCUUUGCGGAGGCAUAUUUUGAGACGAAUUAAACCAGGCGUCCAUUGUAAAUUGGAACUUUUUAUAAAUGGCGAGCCUUUGGAUCCAGCAGACGAUAGAAAACUGUUGUCGCAAAUGCCAAUAAGGGAUAAAAUGCUUAUUUCGGCCAAAGUAUUACAAGUAAAUUCAAACAUGGCAUCAUCACAAGACAGUAGUUCAGAUAGUUCCACUUCGUCUCCUCAGCAUCCAUACGACGGACCUAAUAUAGAAGCAGAAAAUUUACUACCUGGAGUUCUAAUGUCGACGCAACAUGUCUAUGCUCAGUUUUUCUGUCAAUUGUCUGCUCUCGGAAGUAUUUUAGAGUAUUCGCCGCUGAGAGAUAGCGGUUACGGACUUUUACAAUUAAUGCCCUGUGAUACUGAAACAACGGAAAAGUUGAGAAUCUUGUUCACGUCUCCUGGGGAACAAAAUAUUAGUAUGGAUAAUAUGUUCUUCAGCGCUACUCCCGCAGAAGUAUUAUACAAUUUGGAGGUCUUGUACGCUAUGUUAAUGCCAGCAAUCGAGCCGUUGUCAGAAAAAACUUAUGAAUUUCAAUACAGCUUUAUGACUUCAGGUGAAGCGCACGUAUUCUUAGAAAUGUUAACGAAAAACAACUUCAUGUCAAGUGCCGACAAUGUUACCCGUAGAUCAGCGUAUUUAGUAGUUUUAAAGAUUUGUAAACUUAUUUUAACUUCUGUUGCACACGUACUUGUUAGAUUGAGCGAAGAUCAUACGCCACCAGAAACAGAACCAAACAGUGAGAACAUCACAACACCUGGAAUGCAUCUCAGACUGGCUUUAAGAACCGUUCCUGGGCAUGCUGAUCACAUAUUGCGUCAGGUGUCGCUGAAAUUAUCUCAGGGUCUCUCGCAGUUGAUGGUUGCUGAGACGGGAAGUACAGGCCAGGCUCAAGCCCUUUUCAGUCAGGCCUUAAACUGGGAACUUCCGGACCUAAAUACCACACUGGCGUUAUUAAGGCUGGUAUGGGCAGCAAGCAGUGAUAAUUUAAACGCACUGAAUGCCUCUCCUGAAGUCCUGCAUUCCCUUGCCGAUCCAAAGAAACGUAACGUACCUCUAGAAUUACACACCAACGAAAUACUUCUGUGUAAAGAAGCUCUUGAACUGCUCAGCAUUGCUCUAGUCUUGAACUCUAGUAGUCUAGAACAUCUUUAUCAUGAUAAAAGGUGGCCUUACUUUAUAACGGAUUUAGUUUUGUUAAAUCCCAGCUGUGCCGUUCGAAUCGCCGCAGCAGAACAGCUGAUAAUUAUAUGUACGUGUGGUGCAUCGAGUCGUUUGGCUCUUCAGUUGAUUACGCCUUUGUUGUUUUCGUUGUUGGACACAUUAGUGUUGGAAAACGCAAAUACGUCGCACGAACUUUUCCAGUUGUUGAGUCAGUUAGUGAACGUUGCUUAUUUGACGGGUUGUCCUUUACCGAAUGCAGACGCUUUAUUAACCAAAGAAGUUGCUUGGUUGCGAAAAGCAAGAGACAAAAACGAAGUUUUGAUUGAAGGACAUUUAAGUUUAACAAAAGAGUUACUUCAUUUUCUCACUCCAGAACAAAAGUGUGAACUGGGAAGUGCCGAUACAGGAAGUUUCAUUAAAGAGCUGCUCGAGGAUUUUCUUUUUCCUGCCAGCAAAUUAAUGUUGCAGUUGAACAAGACGGGACAAUUGGGUGAAGAUCCGGCGAUACCCAUAUGCGAUACUCCACAGACACAAGCUGCAGCUUUCAAUCUUCUCAUCUCGCUGUGUUUGAAUUGUGUUCAAAACUUCAAGCAGUUGGUCAACAUGCUAACAGAAAUGUUUUAUUCAGACCCUGAAACAGCAAUAAUAGAAUGGGAUUAUUUGCCCGCGAUCGGGCCUCGUCCAGUCCAAGGUUUUGUGGGCUUGAAGAAUGCCGGUGCUACGUGUUACAUGAAUUCAGUGUUGCAACAGUUGUACAUGGUCGAGAGUAUCCGAGAAGGCAUUUUGGCAGCUGAAGGUGCCGCCACCGAUCCGAACGAAGAUUUCACCGGCGAGGAGCGUUUGGAAUUGGACGCCGACUGUACCGACGACCGCAACUGUUACGAUGAUAAUCGAAAAGACUACAACGUUGGUAUUCUCAAGCAGGUACAAGCUAUAUUCGGUCACUUGGCCUGUUCACGCCUUCAAUAUUAUGUGCCUAGGGGACUUUGGAGACAUUUUAAACUUCAAGGUGAGCCAGUUAAUCUGCGGGAACAACAGGAUGCUGUAGAAUUUUUCAUGUCGCUUAUAGAAAGUCUAGAUGAAGCAUUAAAAACGCUAGGUCACGAACAAAUUAUGUCCAAAAUCUUGGGCGGCUCCUACUCAGAUCAAAAAAUUUGUAAGGGUUGCCCGCAUCGCUAUUCAAAAGAGGAACCUUUCAGUGUUAUUAGUGUAGAUAUUCGAAAUCACAGCAGCCUGCAAGAUUCGAUGGAGCAGUACGUCAAAGGUGAAUUAUUGGAAGGUGCCGACGCCUAUUAUUGUGAGAAGUGCGCGAAAAAAGUAGUUACUGUUAAACGCUUGUGUGUUAAAAAAUUACCUCCGAUAUUAGGAAUCCAGUUGAAGAGAUUUGAAUAUGACUUUGAAAGAGUUUGUGCCAUCAAGUUUAAUGACUAUUUUGAGUUUCCUAGAGAUCUAGAUAUGGAACCGUACACAGUUUCGGGGUUGGCUAAAAUCGAAGGGGAAAUAAUAGACUGUGAUUUAGAUCCUAAUGCAGUCGAUACGUGCACUAAGUAUCGCCUGUCUGGUAUAGUUGUACACUCAGGCCAAGCCUCAGGUGGUCAUUAUUACUCAUACAUUAGGCAUCGUGAUCCUUCUGGUGAAGUGAGGUGGUACAAAUUCGACGAUGGUGACGUCUCCGAGUGUCGUAUGAGCGAGGAUGACGAAAUGAAAGUGCAAUGUUUUGGUGGUGAUUAUAUGGGUGAAGUGUUUGACCCUAUGUUGAAAAGAACAACUUAUAGAAGACAAAAAAGGUGGUGGAAUGCAUAUAUGCUUUUCUAUACGCGACACGACGUAGAAGAAAAUGAUUUGUCAAAAGCUAUGAAUGAAUUAAAAAUCAGUAAUGCAAACGCGAAUUCUCUAGAGAAUACUAUGUUGGUUGUUGAUUUUGUAGCUGAUAGAAAGGAAACACAUUUAAAAAUGCCCGUUGCGAUAGAAAAUAGCAUACGAAAGCAAAACAUUAAAUUUCUUCAUCAUAGGAGUCAAUUUUCUGUAGAAUAUUUUUCGUUUAUAAGAAAAUUAGCCACUAGUUGUGCGCAGCCAAAUCCUCGUCCAGGUCAAUCUAACGACAUGAUCGAACAACAGACUCUUCUUAGCGUUCAACUAGUCAGUAAUUUUCUCUUUCAUACUGGGUGGCAUACGAAGAAAAAUCUACGAGGUCUCGCUAUGGAGUGGUGUGAUGUACUAUGUAUGCACUUGCGAUAUUCGCCAGCAAUUCGUUCGUGGUUUGCCCACAACAUGUUAUUCAACCACAUGCAUAGAUUUUGCGAUUAUUUAUUAAGCUGUCCUAGUAACGAAGUUAGGUCUGCUUUUAUAAAAAUAAUCGUCUUACUAGCACACUUCUCGAUCAACGACGGGCCUUGUCCUUGCCCACCCGGAUUAAAUAAUCCAGAUCCUAACGCUUCUUUAAGCGAUCACGUAUUGUGGGCCCUUUUGGGACUGCUUCAAAGAGAAGUCAGCGAACAUGGACGCCACUUGCCGCAUUAUUGUACGGUUUUCCAUAUGUAUGCCAGCCAAGGUUUACAAGAAAAAGCUCAGCUGCUGAAGAUGGGUGUUCCAGCCACAUUUAUGUUGGUCGCUUUGGACGAAGGUCCAGGACCCGCAAUAAAAUACCAAUAUACGGAAUUAGGGAAAUUAAAUCAAUUAGUCUCAUGUCUAAUACGUUGCUGUGAUGUUAGCUCCAAAUGCCAGUCAAGUACUGGCGGUCCUGUUUUACCUAACCCGUACGUGGAUCCCUCGUGUCCAGAUUAUAUCAUGCCGAUAUCACCCCAGGCUGCAGAUAUUCUCUACAAUCGUUCUAGCUACAUCAAAAAAGUAAUUGAAGACACCAAUUUAACCGACGAUGCCAUCAAAUUACUUCAGUUUUGUUCCUGGGAGAACCCUCAUUUCUCACGAACAGUUUUGUCGGAACUCCUGUGGCAAAUAGCUUUUGCAUACUGUCAAGAGCUUCGUCACCACAUCGAGAUACUUUUAUCCGUGUUGUUGAUUGAAGACUCGUGGCAGACUCACCGUAUUCAUAACGCGAUCAAAGGUGUUCCUGACGAACGAGAGGGUCUUUUAGAGACGAUAGUACGUGCCAAGAAUCAUUAUCAAAAGAGGGCUUAUCAGUGUAUAAAAUGUAUGGUGGCCCUGUUCAGCAAAUGUCAGGCCGCUAGGCUGAUGUUGAAUAGUCAGGCGGAUCUACGGAGGACAUGGACGGCCUCAGUUGCGUGGCUACAAGACGAACUGGAGAGGAAGUACCCGGCCAGUACUCAGUACGCGUAUAGUACUUGGUCUCCGCCAGCUCAGAGUAACGAGAGCUCGAACGGGUACUUCUUAGAGAGAUCAAAUAGUGCCAGAAAGACUCUAGAGAGGGCGCUAGAGUUGAUGCCCGAUCUGGAAAGGGAAGAAGAAGACGUGAGCGAAGAACAGGAAUCUCAGGAAGAAGUAGUUGAGUCAACGCAAAACGAAGAAAACAAGCCUGAUCUACCCGACAUAACACAAAGUUGCGAACACACUCCUAACACGUAUUAGGUAAUGUCUUAUAAGGCUACACUUCACUUAGUACUAUGCACGGUACAAAAUUCACCGCGUUAUACUUUCUCAAUAUUUGGAUUGCCUUUUUAAUGUAUUUCAUUGUGUAAGCCGUAACAUUUUGCAUAGCUUUGUGAACUUUGUACCAUGCUGCUUCAAGAGCCACAUGUAUAUUUGUCUAUUUAUUUAAAAGUGGGACAUGUGAUAUGUAUGUAUAUAAACUUGACCUGACGCAUUUUCGAAUUUUUAUAUUGACCGGAAUGCAUUUCUGCUUACGUUCCUUUUUCGCAAGCAGUCCCCUUUUUUAUUAUCAACUGAAGAAAUACAUGAAGCUGCUCGAAAAAUUUAAAUACUGUUACUGACCUCAUUUCUUCUCGGUUUUGUCAGCAGUUAUUCAGUUCGUGACUGCUUAAUUACAAACUCCAUUUGUUAAUUUUAAGUAUGGUACAGUAAUGAUGUUCAUAUGAUUCGAGUGCUUUUGACUAGUUAGUAAACAGUUUGUCUCUAACAUAAAUUCAAUGUAAAUACCACUAGCAAAAUGAAGUUUUGUGCUUUUAUUAUGGUGAAUAAUAAUAUAACCA